Molecule: messenger RNA, 1939 nt
Organism: Ruditapes philippinarum (Manila clam)
Lineage: Eukaryota; Metazoa; Mollusca; Bivalvia; Venerida; Veneridae
Product: geranylgeranyl transferase type-2 subunit alpha-like
Exons: 13
Coding region: 1-1425 (474 amino acids)
Biological process (GO): protein geranylgeranylation
Cellular component (GO): Rab-protein geranylgeranyltransferase complex; cytoplasm
Molecular function (GO): Rab geranylgeranyltransferase activity
Source: RefSeq, a predicted model, not a curated record
AUGAUGCAUGGUCGUGUAAAGGUGAAAACAACUGCGGAGCAACAGGAAGCAAAAAGGAAAGAAAGAGAGAAAAAGUUAAAACUAUACACAGGGGCGACACAGAUGAUCUUUUCUAAAAGGCUUUGGUUAAAGUUAAUUGAUACUUAUACAUUUUAUAUUUUUUUCGUCAUUAUCAGACCAGAGGAUGAGGUGCAUGAGUUAUUUAAGGGAGAGUUACAGUUCUUGGAGGCUUGUCUUAGGUUGAAUCCUAAAUCAUAUGGUGUAUGGAAUCAUCGAUGCUUUGUCAUGGAAACCAUGGCAAAACCUGACUGGAAACAAGAACUACAACUCUGUAAUCUCUUUCUGGAUUAUGAUGAGAGAAAUUUUCAUUGUUGGGACUAUCGAAGGUUUGUUGUCAAGAAAGCUGAAAUUUCUCCAGAAGAGGAGCUUGAGUUUACCACUAACAAAAUUUGUAACAAUUUUUCCAACUUUUCAUCGUGGCAUUACAGAAGUAAACUUUUACCCAUCAUUUAUCCUGAUGAUAGUACGUCAGUGGGUGUUGAGGAAGGUGUACUCAUUAAAGAAUAUGAGACAGUUCAGAAUGCAUUCUUCACUGACCCAGAUGAUCAGAGUGCCUGGUUUUACCACAGGUGGCUGCUUGGUAGAGGUAAGAGGAAGACUGGUGUAGGGUGUAUGAUGGUAGACAGAAUAGAACAGAAGUUAAUGAUUACAACAACACAGCCUAUACUGAUAUCACCUUCAACAUGUGAAGUAGAUGUUAGUGUAAAUGGAGAAAGAGUGGACGGUGUUUGGUGUACAAACAAGAAUCACACAGAUCUGUUCUCUCAUAUAUGGAUAUUUAAAUCGAAAGAUUCGGAGCCAUGGAUUCCCUCCCAGGAAUUAGUAGAGGUGACGGUAGCUGCCGGAGGGGAUGACUGGGGGUCCUCAGAUAGCAUCGAGUUAGAACCACUGCAACAGUGCCAUUGGAUCUUCUCCCAGGAGGAGCAAGGUUCAAGAUUUAGAGAUGAAUUAAGUGCAGCUACGACAGAUACAUUAGAAAGAGAGCUGGAAUCUAUACAGGAACUGUAUGAGGUGGAACCAGAAAAUAAAUGGGUGCUAUUAACUAUUGUGUCAUUAAUGAAGGCUCUAGAUCCAUUAGAACAUCAAGAACAAAUAGAAGAAUUUAUAACAAAGCUGAAGACAAUCGAUCCUGUCAGGCUCAACUACUAUGAAGACCUCAGAAGCAAAUUUACCAUAGAGAAUUACAUUGAAACAGCUGGAUUUUGGUACAAGAGUAUUUCAUCUCUAGACGUAUUAAAGCCAUUGGCACAUACUAAACUACUUAAGCUGUAUUUGUUUGGAAAUCCUGUAGAAGAGAACCUGGAACAUAAGAGAGUGAAGGCAAUCAUUCCAACACUUCACAAUGUUGACGGACACAUGUACUGAUAUCUGUCAGUCACAGGCUCUCACAGCAGUCCAUGUUUAUUUUCUAGGUGUUUAAAGAUGAUUCUAGUGUUUAAUCUAAAUUGACCUUAAUGUUCCUACUUUUCCAUUAUAGGAAGCUAUUUUGGGAUUAAAACUAAAAUAUUUUUUGUGAAUUGUUUGGUAUGCUCCUUAGUAAAUAUAGAAUUAUUAGUACUCUCUCCUUGAGUAGAUAAACAUUCUAUCUAAUGAUUCAAUUGAUGGCUUUUAUUAAUAAAUUAAAUUUACACAUACAAAAAUAGAUGGCUUUUAUUGAUAAAGUAAAUGUACACAUACAAAAAUUGCUGACAGUGGCAUAACACUUCAUCAUUGUGACCUCACUAAAUGCUAAAAAUCCCUUGUUUUCUAGUGUUGUUAAGUACGAGUAUAUUGUUCAAGUAUCUUCCUAGUUGUUUUUACAACAUGCUGCUGGGGAGCCUGAGUGUAUUAAUGUGAAUAACCCUGGUGCUGUUAGUAUUACUAGACUUACAAAUGAUUU